Soboliphyme baturini is the source of this 1098-nucleotide messenger RNA. The record is from the annotation of a GenBank genome assembly. Lineage: Eukaryota; Metazoa; Nematoda; Enoplea; Dioctophymatida; Soboliphymatidae.
AUGCAGAAGAACCUGGACCAGUCCUCAUGGAAAUUUUUGCAGUGGUUUAGCGAUGAGGACCGCUUCCGGCAACCUGCAACGUCUGACGAGUAUGCUUUGCGGCUGCCAUUCACCUUGAAUCAGCUGAUGGUUGCCAAAACUCAGCGACAAGCCAUGAGGUUGGUGCUGUGUGCCGUGCUGCUGACGGCCAUAACGGCGGCCAGAGGAGACUCCGGCACGUCGUUCUCAUGCAUGAACAACGACGACGAAAGCGUGCCUUGGUUCGUCGUCUACGUGCUUCCGAGCGACGCCAGCAGCUCGAUGAGCCUCGUCAAGGACGGCGGCGCGUUUCUGUACAUGGACUCGAAGUCGACGGACUGGGUGAUACCGAACGUGACGCUGAAGGACACGAACCAGUCGGUUUACUACACGCUCGAUCAGUACUAUUCGGACAAGAAGAACCCGAACAACAUGGCCAUUUUCUACAACAACGUUCCGGCAAACGGCGUCGCCUGCAAAUGCUCUGGCGACCAAGCAUCAGGACCGGGUGCCAGCAAAGGGGUGGUGCUGACCAGCGGCAGCAACACUGUCUGGAUGAUGCACUCGAUUGAGGGCUUCCCAGACAGUUCCGAGUACGAGCCUCCACCGUCCGACAACGCCAAUGUCAUCGUCUGCUUGUCUUUGGCAGGAAAAUCGGCACUGGAUGACCUAGAUCUUUACUAUUCCUUCGUCGCUCCAACAAUGGCCAGCCAGUUAUCAGCCUACACCAAUACGUUGUUUACCUAUUCCGGCACGUACGCGCUAGCAUCGCAGCUGCAGACUUCCAUCUGCUAUCCACCUUGGCCAGUGGGAGCAUUCAUAGCGCUUUCUUCGUCGUCACCUUUGAUACUAAGCACCAGCGCGAAUAAUACCGACGUUAACAUUCAUAAUUCUGAAGACAAAUCCAACUGGGCUCUGGCUUACUCUCCCGGAUUCUGGUGUUUCUCGGACCUUCCGUGGACGCCGGAUCAACUGAAAAUGAGCGGAGGAGCCGUGUGCUUCACUAAGACUGAUUUCUCCUCAUUGGUGAGCGGUUUCGAGUCGAUUGCGGCGGCGGCGCCUCGCUCCUGUGCAAAUUAA